Messenger RNA from Nomia melanderi (Alkali bee), 6738 nucleotides. The record is from RefSeq and is a predicted model, not a curated record. Lineage: Eukaryota; Metazoa; Arthropoda; Insecta; Hymenoptera; Halictidae.
GCACCCGGCCACAGUGCACGCACAGCCGACACUUCCCGGCCUCUCCGAUCCCGUGUGUACUUACAUCCCCGGUUGCGUUCUCGGUGUUCACCGCAUCCCUGCAACAUGUAAUUAGAAAAAUACCUGGAGCCGUCGUCGCAGCCGAACGUCCACCGACGCUGCACUCGAAACAUUGGAAACUUAAUAAUCGGGAAGCAAUAAUUGGGAACUGGAUGACGCCGAUCGUGGACGUUCGCGAGAUGACAAUAUGGCGAACAUCAGGGUGGCCGUACGAGUGAGACCAAUUUCAGCCAGAGAGCUGAAUGGGACGGGGUCGGAGGUCGUGGUCCGCACGGAGUUGAACGGGAUCUCGCUAACCAACCUGAAGGUGUCUCCGAGCAAGGCCGGGGACAGCCGCGGGAGGGUACGGAGAUAUGGUUUCGACUACUGCUUCGACUCGUCCGACCCGGACGCGGAGAAUUUCGCGGACCAGGCGAGGAUCUACGAGACAGUCGGGCAGACGGUGCUGGAGGCUGUCCUGUCUGGCUACAACUCCUGCCUCGUCGCCUACGGGCAGAGCGCCUCGGGGAAGACCUACACGAUGAUGGGGACCAAGGAGGAUCCUGGCCUGACGCCGCGCCUCUGCGAGGGACUCUUCGCCGGGAUCGAGGAGAACAGGAAGAACCAGAAGAAUUGCCGUGUUUCCAUCAGUUACCUGGAGAUAUACAACGAGAGGGUGAGGGACCUCCUGAAGCCGUCCUCGAGCGCGAGCGGAUUGAGAGUUCGCGAGCAUCCUCGACUCGGCCCUUACGUUCAAGGCCUAACGCACCACGUGGCCCCCACCCUGGGUUCGUUGAUGUCCUACGUGGAAGAAGGCACGAAGGCUCGGAAGACAGCGUCCACCCUGCAAAAUCCGAGCAGCAGCCGCAGCCACGCUCUGCUGACGAUCGCCGUGACCCCGGAAUCGCCGAGCGUCGCGGUCGGCGCUUCCUCCUCCGCGCGGAGGAGCGAGGGCUUGCCGCCGCGCGGCGGCAGUAAACUUCGCUUGGUCGAUCUGGCGGGCAGCGAGAACGCGGCCACGUGCGGCGGCGUGCAUCGGCUGAAGGAGGGUGCGAACAUAAACAAGAGUCUAGUGGCCCUAGGGAACGUGAUAUCAGCCCUCGCGGAGAGAGGCUCGACCGGAAGCGGGCCAGGCAGGAGGUUCAUCCCUUACAGAGAUUCUUCGCUUACUUGGCUGCUGAAGGACGCGCUCGGCGGAAAUGCCACUACCAUUAUGCUCGCCACCAUAUCGCCCGCAAGCGGAAGUUACAACGAGACCGCACACACUCUGCGAUUCGCGCAAAGGGCGCAGAGCGUUGUCAACCGUCCGGUGGUCAACGAGGAUCCGGUAGCGAGGCUGAUACGCGAACUGAGGGCCGAGGUGGCGAGGCUGUCAUCGUUGUUGUUGGAAAAGAACAUAGAGCCGAACAAAGCUCUGUGCUCCUGCGGGAAGAAUCAGGAUCAAGGGAAGAGCGUUCACGACGUUUCGGAGAGUGCGACGAUAGGGGAAACUGUGCCGAUCGAACGGUCCGAGGAGUUGAAUAUCGAGUCGAACGCUAAAGGACAAGCGGAGUCGAAAACGGAGGAGCAGCAGUUGCCUAAGAGCGUUACUCCCCUGCGGAGAUCCACGUCCACGGAGAGCCUCGCGAUCAUAGAUCCCGGCUCGUCGCUGAAGAGGUUCGGCUCGUACGAGUUCCUCGGGUCGAAGGAUCGCCUCGGGGGCGGCUACAACCGCGCCAAAGUGACGGAGCUGAACGACGAGGAGGACGAGGUCAACGAGAUCCACGAGUCCGUGUUCGUGGACAUCCCGACGCUGGUCGCGGUUUUGAUCAAGCCGGACGACAGUCUGCAAGAGUCCUCCGCGCAGAUCGAGGAAAUUUGCUCCGACGAGGCGGUCGAGGACGGCAUCGACGUCGAGUUCAUCGAUACCGGGAACGAUCGCGAGCCGUUCGAGGACGCGGACAAACCGGAGAGCAUCGACCACGACGAGAGGAGCAGCUCGGUGAACUCGUGUCACGCCUCCGGAGACUACGAGAUAGACGUCUAUCGGACCUCCAGCUUCUCCCGCGUCAAGUCCGCCUCGAAAUUGAACGAGAAGCCCAAGUUCAGGAAGCAGGACUCGGUGGACCUGCUGUCGGUGUCUCUGCCGACGAACAUUCAUACGUCGAAGAAGUUCGGUUCGGUGGAGACGAUCCAUAAGAAGAAGGAACCGGUGUUCUCGUUGGAAAGGUCGCACACCAACUUGGAGAGGCGAUCGGCGGUGCCGGAGAGGGCCAAGAAGUUGAACAACAUACGGGAGAUCGAGGAUCAGAAGAUCGUCAACAAGAAUCUUUGGGGCAAGGAGCUGUUGCAGCGGAAAGGUAGCAACGAUUCCGACAAGAGUCUGAAGGAGUCGAGCAACCAGAUCGUCGCGAAAGGGAAGGGUCACGCGAGGAAGCCGAGUCUGGAGUGCUUGAAGAGGAAGACCAGCAAGGACAGCAGUUCCAGCAGCUCGAAGGACGAGCAGAUCUUGAUCUCCAGCCUGACGAGGGAGAAACUUCUGCACCGGAAGGAUUCGAUCGACCAAGAGUCGUCCUCUUCGAAGACUCACACGCCCAUUCAGCGCGCCAAGCGAGCGGAGAUCGUGGCGGCUGUCACGGAGAGAUUGUACUCCGCUAAAAAGCCACCGGACGAUGCUUCGGGCGUCCGGUCCCCUCCGGAAGGAACGGAAGUGAAGUCUCUCGCGAGGAUGAAGCUGCAGGAGAUCUCGAGGAAGAUGCUGGGCAAACGGAGGCGCGUCUGCGUGGACACGCAGACCGAGUGUUCGAGGACCGUUCGCAUGAGGGACACCGCGUCGCUGACGGAGACGCCCGAGAUUAAUCGGCAGGACGUCGCGGUGCUGACGGAGGACCACGAGGGCUGCGAGAUCGUCACCGAUAAGAAACCCGUCCUUCGCGUGAAGGAGAUGUCGACGCUAACCGACAAGCCCAGAACGGACAUCGUCAGGUGCAAGGAUGUGGCCAGUUUGGUGAACGAUCUGGACGAGUUCGAGUACGACAUCCACUCUCCGAGAAACGACUCCGGGAUUCUGUCGGACGACACGCAGAAUUACGCCGAGAGCAACUUGUCCAGCACGGAGGUCUCCGACGUGUGUCCGAUGUCCGGCCGGGGGAUACCGCACGCGGACAGCUCGACGAAUACCCUUUAUUCCUCUUGUAGAAGCUUCGCGGUUCAAACUCCGAGGUCCAGCCUCUCGGAUCAGCGCAGGAUAGAGAGCAAAGCUCCGGCGUGCCUGCGACAGUGCUGUAACCCCGAGCCUGGGAACCUCUCUUCCAUAGGCAGCGCCGAGAAAAGCGUGAUCUCCAUAUCUCUGCCAGACACGAUCAGCAUCACGAUCGAAAGCACCAACGUCUUAGAGUCCAGGAUCGCCGUGCUGGACAACACGGACCAAGAGAGGAAGUCCAGGACGAGGGACGGCGAGGUUCAGACCGACGAGACGAAGGAUCCUCGCGGCGAGGCGGACCGUUUCAAGGACGAGAGUAGAUCGACGCUCGGCCAGCCGGAUGCCAGGGUCUUCCGGAUCGAGAACAUCUUUCAGGACCCCAACAGCGUGUCCAGGAGGACCGACGUGGCCGUGGACGGGGCGCGGAUGAGGAAAUCCAUUACCUUCAGGAAUUCCCUGGGGACCUCGUACGUGUCGCAGUCCAGGGAGAACGAUGCCGUCGAUUUGGAGAGUAACGGGAAGGGAUUCAUCAGGGACGGUUUAAUCACGGAGGCGUUCAUCACGAAGAAGCGCAGCUUCGGGAAAGGAUUCGACAGAGUUGUUCACGAGGAUUCCUGGCGAAAGUGGCCCGCCCCGGAGCAAGCGAGUAAAAUUCGUCCGGUCGCUCACGACGAGGGGCUGCUGUCCCCUUCGUGGCAGUCGCAGACCGAGCUUCCGGCGGCCGGGCUGAUUUUAUCUUGCUCGAGUUGCGCGCCGUCGGCGGACCAGGCUUCCGCGUUCAGGCGAUCGAAGGUAGACUCCGGCAGAGCCAGCGGGACGUUCGAGUCGAAAGCUUUCCCUUCGUCCGCUACGGCCGAAGUGAACAGCAACGUCGAGCACGAUCACAGUUUCUCGGAUGACAGUCUGGACUACAGUGAGAACAACAUUCUGGGGCAGACGGUGCUGAAGAUGGCCGACCUGGAACAGAGGGAGAGCCUCUGUCCGCCCGACGUGGUGGCGCACACGAAGAAGGACUGCCCUAAGCUUUCCAACGCCAUCGAAGCGGAGAGCAACGAGAGCUCCGGGGAUUUCGAGGACAGUCACGUUGAGUUCCCGAAGAUGAAGCCAACGGAGGACGGCACGGAGCUCCUCCGGAUACACGACUACGAGUCCCUCAUCUUGGGCAGGCCUUGUUACAGCUCCGAAGACCGGAAGGAGGACACCGAGAGCUCGCUCGAUCCUCUGAAUAACAAUGGGAAAAAGAAGGUGUCGUUUUCCAGCUCUACCGAGUUUCAGGACAAGGUGACCCCGGCGGAGCAGUCUCCCAGGCAGAGUUCGAAGGCGACUCUUAGGUCUAUCAUCAAGAAACGGAAGAAGAGGAACGCAUCGGACCUUCCGCAGGGUGUUCAGUCGUCGAACGACGAGACCGACGACUCCCAGCAAGAGGAGAAGGGCGUUUCAGGGAUGGAGAGCAACUGUAAGAGGCAGGUGCUCGCGGACAACACCGAGGAAACGUCGAAGGAAGAUGUACAUCCGGACUUGAAGACAGACUCGACGCAGAAUCACAAGAAGGUGAAGUUCUUCAAGAUAGACGCGCCGAAGGCCGCCUGCAACGAGUCCGACAGCUGCGAGAACCCGGAGGACGACGAGGAGGACGUCCCGCGCGAUCGCGUGGCGAAGGAUAUCCUCGAGGAGUAUUUCAGCGAGGCGGUGACGUUCAUGAGGAACCUGAACUCCAUCAAUCGGUACGCGAACGCCGCGAGUGUCCUCGACAGGUACCCGUCGACCAGUCACCGCAAACACGUCGGGAAGCAAGGAUCUCGUAGGAGGGAUUACUCCUUCCCCUGGAAUCGCGAUCAGCUGGAUCAACCGGAGCGUAAGAUCGAUUUCACGGACAAGACCGACGACUGUCCGAAGGAGGACGACGAGAUAAUCGUCUCGACCGAGUCGUACGACCGAUGCCUGAAAGGGAUCCAGAGACUGGAGGACUGCAUUCGGAGGGUGGACAGGCACAACGAGCUGCUGCGCGUCAAGUACGGCGUUAACUGCGGAUCUGCUGGCGCUAGACCGAGUUUAGCGAGUCCCAGCACGGAUCGUGCACCCGACUCGAGUAGUCCUAGGUUAUUCGACUAUCAACCACGAUCGAGUCCGCGGCCGAUAGACGACUCGAGCGUCGCGAAGGACGAGGACGAGGACUUGCAAAAGAGGAUCUUCGAUCAGCUGAUGAACGUCGCGAACGCGACGAGCUGCAGAGGUUCGAGCAAGCUUCGAAGUCGGUUCGCGAGCCUCUCCGACCGCAGACCUCGGAGUCCGCUGACUUACUCGAAGCUCAGAGAGAGAUAUAAUCACUCGAGCGACGAGUCGUUCUGCAGGGACGUUCAGGGCAGCUUGGACGUCGACGAGAUCUCGGGGAACAGUGCGCAAGAUUGCGCCAGUUACGAGAUCACCGGGAACCUGUCGGUCGCGAGAGUCCAAGAGUCCUUCGACGACGCGGAGUCCGCGUUGCAAGAGGAUUUCUUCCCUUUGAGGAGGUUCGACAGGAUCGAAGCGAAGCUGCGCGUCGACGAGAACACUCCUGCGAGAACGCAGCGGGAUGAUUCGUGGAGCGGUUUGUCUAGAAGUGGCAAGGCGGACUCGGGGAUCGCGGAGGAUGACUCAUUGGGGCUGAAGAGCAAAUACACGCAACGUGCGCCGACUGUGGACACUCGAGAAAGGCUUCAAGAGCCGGACGAUUGCUCGCGGAGGAUCAGGGACGCGACGCUGUACGCGUGCGCGAAGAGUCAGGACUCCGAGGGCUCGAACGAGAACCUUCAGUUCAGGGAGAAACUGAAAUACCCCGGAAGUCCUAGGGCGAGGUUCCUCGAGCUCCUCAGGGAAAGACGGCGGAUCGUCGAGAGCAGCAGAGGCACGAGCGCCUCGUGAAGUCUUUCUUUAACGCGUUCACUGUCGAAUUCUGAUAACCAGUAGAGUACGAUCGAAGUCGUUCAACCCUCUGUGGCCUGAAGAUUCGUUCGUUGUAACAAAAUCUAUGCAGAAAAUUAAAUAUCCACGUAUGAAUACGAAUUGACAAUGUAUUCGAUAGUUUCAAUAAUUUCAUCGAAACUUCCAAGUUACAAUGAAGUUGAACUUUCACGCCUGAAUGUAAAAGUUAACCGAUUUUAACUCGAUUCACCACUUUGAGUGUGAAAUGAACAGAAUGCCAAUAUACUGAUACGUGACUUCGGUUACAUAGGCUUAGAGGGUUAACGAAACAGAGUAUAAAACGUUACAGUCGAUGGUAAGCUACUCUUUCAACUCUCUUGUCUUUCAUAGGUCUUAACGAUAUUCAGUGCAUUCGAUAAAUCAAGGUGAAAAUUCGAACGAAACGUUGUCACUGAAAUUCGACUAAUUCGGCAGCGAGCGUGUUAACGCGUUGUCGCAUCGUGAAUCGUAUUCGUCGGAUAUUUUUCUAUUGUAACGCGCAAACGACGCGCGCGUCCCUUGUAAAUAAUAGUGUUCGGUCUUUUGUAACGUUUGACAGCGCGCCUCGGGACUCUGAC